Messenger RNA from Trichoderma atroviride IMI 206040, 1323 nucleotides. RefSeq lists its product as uncharacterized. The record is from RefSeq and is a predicted model, not a curated record. Lineage: Eukaryota; Fungi; Ascomycota; Sordariomycetes; Hypocreales; Hypocreaceae.
UCGUCCUAUUCAACUCUCCCGACGCUGUGCGACCCGCCAUUUCUCUUCCGUCUCAUCUCUCCCUUGGCAGCCUCUGACGGUGACGCCUCUCAUCUCCUCGGCUUUUUCCUCUCAACACGAGACGGCCUAUCCGCCACAGACACGACUCUUUGCGCCGUCUCUGCAUCACCGCUGGGCCUCACCGCGUCGCAGCCCAACCGCGACGACCUUUUGUCUUGAUCGAUAGGCUCUGGGCAUCUGCAGCGGCAGCCACUCUGCAUUAAAAUCUGCAGCCCGGGAACGUCCACAAGCGGCAUACCGUGCCAUCUCAACCCUACCUACGGGCACACAAAGACACAAGCGCGCACGCACAAGCACGCGCGAAAUCAGAAUAAAAAAACUUUGAUACUACCUAUAAUCAGCUCGCAUCAGUCAUCGGUAUCUAUUCAACUACGUCAAAUUAUACAUCGCCACGCAGGGAGAAGAGGAACACAAAAACGAUGCCGUCACAGCGUCCAUUCUUCCUCUCUUCCUUCUUCAAUUCCUUCCGACAACAAGCGCCCGCCCUCUCUCAACAGGCCACCAAACACACAUCGCAGGCCGCUUCUGCAUCUGCUGCUGCUGCUGCUGCUGCCGCCGCCUCCACAUCAGCCGCCGCAGCAUCUUCCACCACAUCCUCGGCCGCCCGCGCAAUCUCCACAAACGCCGCCACAACAUCGUCCACCAACGUCGCCAUCCACACGCCGCGCGGCUCUCCUGGCGGGCCCAUUCCUAUUCCCAACUCUCGCAGAAGGGGCAGCGACAGCAGUAGUGAAGGCUUUCGCGAUGCGCUCGGCGCGGAUAAGUGGUAUAUCGGCGGCAGGACGGCGGCGGGAGAGGAGAAGUUCUUCAAGAUGGGCGUCAUUCGAAGGGUGAGGAGUAAUGAUGGCCUGAGUCUUGAUCGCCUAAGUUUAUAGGCUGGUGACGACAUCAUCAUGAAAACACUUUCAGAAUGACUGCAUCAUCUUUUCUUCUUCUUUUACUCACUCUUUCUUACUUCACCAUCAGCAUGGGGAAAAAAAGUAUAUAAAUGACUAGAGCGAGUUUUUGGACAUGGGCAACAUGAGGAUGUAAAUCAUCAAAACAAUGCCUACAGGAAAGGCCUUGACUUGGGAACCUUGGGCUUUGGAUAUUGGGAACAUGGGCGCGGCGUUGUUUUGCACUUGGGCUCGGAAUAUUGUUUAUCUGCAAACCUUUUUUACAACUGAAACUUUUACAACUGAAGCUUUUACCAUCAUACUCUAUCUGGCAUAAGAAAUGGGGCUUUAUUACAGCCUCUGAGCAAAUACAAUUCUUUGUCUAUAA